AUCUGGCUCAUAGGAGGAUCUUGAGUUUGAGGCUAGCCUGGGCUACAUAAUGAGUUCAGGCCAGCUUAGGGGGCACAGCGAAACCUUAUCUCAUGAAGUCAUGGGGGGAAAAGAUGUAAGUAGCUGAUGAUGUAGAAACUACAAUCAAUAUAAAGUAUAAAAUAGAGGUGGGAUGUAGCCCAGUAUUUCAGGGUAUUAGCAGCACUCUGAGUUUGAUCUUCAGCAUUGCAAAAAGCAAAUAGCAGUGUAAAAUAUUUUUGGGUUGGUAUCUAACAAAAGCAAAGCUUUGUUAAUCUUUUGUUUGGCCUCACUUUCUCUCAACUCCUCCCAGCUUGGAGAUCCAGCCAUUUUUCCUGCUGUAAUUGUGGAACAUGUUCCUGGUGCUGACAUUCUCAAUAGCUAUGCUGGUCUGGCCUGUGUGGAAGAGCCCAAUGACAUGAUCACGGAGAGUUCACUGGAUGUUGCUGAAGAAGAAAUCAUAGAUGACGACGACGAUGAUAUCACCCUUACAGUUGAAGCUUCCUGUCACAAUGGGGAUGAGACAAUUGAAACUAUUGAGGCUGCUGAGGCACUCCUCAAUAUGGAUUCUCCUGGUCCUAUGCUGGAUGAAAAACGAAUAAAUAAUAACAUAUUUAGCUCUUCUGAAGAUGACAUUGUUGCCCCAAUCACCCACGUGUCUGUCACAUUAGAUGGGAUUCCUGAAGUGAUGGAAACUCAGCAGGUGCAAGAGACUUAUGUAGACUCACCAGGAGCAUCAUCACCAGAACAGCCUAAAAGAAAGAAAGGGAGAAAAACUAAACCACCUCGACCAGAUUCCCCAGGCACUACACCAAAUAUAUCUGUGAAGAAAAAAAAUAAAGAUGGGAAGGGAAACACAAUUUAUCUUUGGGAGUUUUUACUGGCUCUGCUCCAGGACAAAGCUACCUGUCCUAAAUACAUCAAAUGGACCCAGCGGGAAAAAGGCAUUUUUAAGCUGGUAGAUUCUAAAGCAGUAUCCAGGUUGUGGGGGAAGCACAAAAACAAACCUGAUAUGAAUUAUGAAACCAUGGGAAGAGCACUCAGGUACUAUUACCAAAGGGGUAUUCUGGCAAAAGUGGAAGGUCAGCGCUUGGUGUAUCAGUUUAAAGAAAUGCCAAAAGAUCUUAUAUAUAUUGAUGAUGAGGAUCCAAGUUCCAGCAUAGAGUCUUCAGAUCCGUCAUUAUCUUCAACAACCACUUCAAAUAGGAAUCAAGCAAGCCGAUCAAGAGUGCCUUCAAGUCCAGGGAUAAAAGGAGGAGCUACUCCAGUUCUAAAACCAGGGAAUUCUAAAGUUACAAAACCCAAAGAUCCUGUGGAAAUUGCACAGCCAUCAGAAGUUCUGAGGACAAUGCAGCCCUCACAGUCUCCGUAUCCUACUCAGCUUUUCCGGACUGUUCAUGUAGUACAGCCAGUACAAGCAGUCCCAGAAGGAGAAGCAGCUGUAACCAGUACCAUGCAGGAAGAAACAUUAAAUUCUUCUGUUCAGAGUAUUAGGACUAUACAGGCUUCACCCCAAGUUCCAGUGGUCGUGUCUCCUGGUAAUCAGCAAUUGCAUACAGUAACACUCCAGACAGUGCCACUCACAACGGUUAUAGCCAGCACAGAUCCAUCAUCAGGUGCGGGAUCUCAGAAAUUUAUUUUACAAGCCAUUCCAUCAUCACAGCCUAUGACAGUACUGAAAGAAAAUGUCAUGCUACAGUCACAGAAGCCAGGUUCUCCUCCUUCAAUUGUCUUUAGCCCUGCCCAAGUGCAGCAGGUUCUUACAAGCAAUGUGCAGUCCAUUUGCAAUGGAACGGUCAGUAUGGCUUCCUCACCAUCCUUCAGUGCUACUACGCCUGUGGUGACCUUUUCUCGAAGCUCACAACUAGUUACUCACCCACCUGGCACUGUAAUCACUUCAGUCAUCAAAGCUCAAGAAACAAAAACUCUUACACAAGAAGUAGAGAAAAAAGAGGUUGAAGAUAAUUUGAAAGAAGACACUGAGAAAACUGAGCAACAGCCACAGCCUUACGUGAUGGUAGUAUCCAGUUCAAAUGGAUUUACCUCUCAGGUACCUAUGAAACAAAAUGAAUUGCUGGAACCCAACUCUUUUUAAUAUAUACCAAAGGAAUUAUGGAUGAUUUUAAAAAACUGAACUCAUUUUUCAGUUGUCUGCAACUCUGCUUCUAAGAUAAAUCCACAGACUUCCUUAUUUUAUAAUUGUUAAAAAUUUAGAUUUAAUUUUGACAUUGCUAGAAGAGGGAGGAAAACCCAAGUGUUUCUCUUUAUUCUCCAAAUGUUUCGGAAUUUAAUUGUGAAGGAACAGGCAUUUUAUACUAUGAAGACAUUCUUGAGAUUUUUUUCAGUUGCUAUAUCAUAAGGAUUUUUAAAGUUUCUUUUCUAAUUUUACAUUGUAUUAGCUUUUCUGAUUCUUUUGUAAAUACAAUACUUAAAUAUAAGGCAACAGGAAAUUUAUAUAGGAAGUAUUUUCAUUCUACUUGUGUAAGUCUUGACUUGUUCAAAUGCAAGAAACUUAUUUUAUACUUUGUUAAAAUUACGUCACUUAGAUUGACUGCAAUGUGUAACAAACUAUGAAUAUGUAAAAUAUUAAAAAUUGAAAUGUGCCCAUGAUACUUCCGAACCUGUUUCGGAAAUAGGAUAUUUUAAAAGCAUCAGUUUAAGACUGGUUCUCUUUUGGGCAAGACACUUAAUUUUUGGGGCCUUAGUUCUUUCAUAAAAAGAAAGAAUACAUUGGACUAAACUAAAUGACCUCUAGUUUUCCUUCUGGUUCUAAGCUUCACAAUUCUAACACCAAUUAUGUCAAAACAUUACCAUAUUAUUGCCUAAUGUAAAUAUAGGUAAAAUACUGCAGGAAAAUAAGAUCCCUUCAAAAUUUAUUUCUUCUGUAAUCAGUAAGCUUUGCCAUAAAUUUUUCCUAUAUUCUUUGUUCAUUAAUUGUUGAGACCACUGUGUACUGUAGUCCAUUAGUAAACUUAACAUUGUUGAGUGCUAAAUGCUAUAUUGCUAUUUUGAAAGAGUCAAGGCUUUUAAGGGCCAAGAAAGCAACUUGAGUUUUGGGCUAAUCUGGCUGAGUAGUCAGUUGUUAUAAAAGCAUCAUUGCUUUAUAUUUUGGAUUAUUUUUUAUUGGGGGUGAUGGGGGGAGGGAAAUUGCAUACAAAGAUAACACAUAUAUAUACAAAUUUCCGAGUUUUUAGAUUACUUUUUCAAAUGUAAAUAAUGUAUAUUUAAUAUCACAAGAAAAAUUGUUUUCUGCAAAUUUUCUAGUAUAGCUAAAUUUUUGUAGAUGAAAAAUCAUUGUUUAGAGGUCUAAUGUAUGUUUUCAUAUCACAAAGUAAAUUUGUAUUUAAACAAAAUUUAAAUUUUGGAAUCCUCUAAACGUUUUUGUAUCUUUAAUUGUUAUUAAAUAAAUCAUGUAAAAAUUAUCAAAA
This is a messenger RNA of Castor canadensis (American beaver), 3446 nucleotides long. NCBI's taxonomy places the organism in Eukaryota, Metazoa, Chordata, Mammalia, Rodentia, Castoridae. The record is from RefSeq and is a predicted model, not a curated record.